Molecule: messenger RNA, 2586 nt
Organism: Eimeria mitis
Lineage: Eukaryota; Apicomplexa; Conoidasida; Eucoccidiorida; Eimeriidae
Product: WD domain, G-beta repeat-containing protein, putative
Exons: 8
Coding region: 1-2586 (861 amino acids)
Source: RefSeq, a predicted model, not a curated record
AUGGUGCGGGCGCAGUGCGUGGAGCGUAUAUUUAACCCGGGAUCGUUGCUGCGGUCGUAUCCAGCAGUUAGGCUUGAUGAGCUGCAGGAGGAGCUGCAGCAGCAGCAGCAGCAGCAGCAGCAACGGCAGCAGCAGCAGCAGGAACGCCAGCAGCAGACACAGCAGAGACGAGAACAACAGCAGCAGCUGCUGCAGCAACGGCAGCAGAGACGUGAGGAGCUGCUGCUGCAGCGGCAGGAGCAGCAGCAGCAGCAGCAGCAACAGCAGCAGAGCCAAACACAGGAAGAGCAACAACAGCAGCAGCAACCAGAGCAGCAGCAGCAGCAGCAGCAGGAUGGGCAGCAGCAACAGCAGGGUGAUGCUGAACAGCAGCAGCAGCAGCAGCAGCAGCAACAGCAGCAGCAGCAGCAGCAGCAACAGCAGCGUGAGCAGCAUUCGCUAGAUGAAGAUGCGGAACUAUCGCAGCAGCAGCAGCAGCAGCAGCAGCAACAACAACCCCACCAGCACCAUCAACAAGAACAACAACAAGAGCAGCAGCAGCAGCAGCAGCAAGAACAGCAGCAGCAGCAGCAGCAGCAGCAGGAGAGACGCCAGGUUCGUUGGUUUUUAGGGGGGCAGCAGAGCUCCCCCCGGGAGGCGCGGCGUGCUGUUCUUGCUGCAGCAAUAUCGAGGGAUCCUGGUGCUGCUGCUGCUGCUGCUGCUGCUGCUGCUGCUGCUGUUGCUGCUGCUGCUAGUCCUGCUGCAGCAGCAGCAAGCAGCAGCAACAGCAGCAGCGCCAACGAAGCAGCAGCACUUUCUGGUGCUCGCAUCGUCAUCACCAGGAGAGUGAGUAGGCGGCCUGCUGCAGCAGCAGCAGCAGCAGCAGCAGCAGAAGGAGCAGCAGCAGGAGCAGCAGCAGAAGGAGCAGCAGCAGCAACAGCAAGAAGAGAAGCAGAUGCUGAUGUCUCUCCCGCUGCUGCUGCAGAGCCGUCGCCCCCGCAGCAAGCUACCUCAGCAGCAGCAAGACCAGCAGCAGCAGGUGCUGCUGCUGCUCCUGCAGCAGCAGCAGCAGCAGCAGCAGCAGCAGCAGCAGCAGCAGGAGGUUCAUCUAGAACAGCAGCAGCAGGACGAGGAGCAGCAGCAAGAAUAAGCCAUCGAGCCAUUGGUCUGGGUGCUUCUGUUGCUUCUGUAGCAGCAGCAGCAGCAGCAGCAGCAGCAGCAGCAACAGCAGCAACAGGAACAGAAGGAGGAGAAGGAGCGCUAGCAAAAGCAGCAAGACAAGCAGAGAGAGAGUUAAACAAAUCCUUACAAUCGAGUGCUGCUGCUGCUGCUCCUCUCUGGCUGCAUCCUGCUGCUGCUGCUGCCUACAGAAGCAGCAUCAGGGGGUGGCUGGGGUGGCCUCGUGCUGCUGUGCUGAAGCAGCUGGUGCAUGCAGACAUCACGCAGCAGCUGCAGCAGCAGCUGCAGCAGCUGCAGCAGCAGCAGCAGCAGCAGCAGCAGCAGCAAGAAGAGCAACUGCAACUGCAGCAGCAAGAGCAGCAGCAGCAGCAGCAGCAACAGCAACUGCAGCUUCAGCAGCAACAGACACAUGCAAGCAAUAGUGGAAACAGUAACAACAGCAGCAGCAGCAGCAGCAGCAGCAGCGAGGGGGGAGGGAGACAAAAGAGACAGCGGGUUUUGUCUCCAGUGCAGAGAGACACAGCAGCAGCGCCAAACGCAGGAGAGAGUUCUUCUUCUUCGUCAGCAGCAGCAGCAGCAGCAGAAGCAACUUCUUCAGCAGAUCCAGUUGCAGCAGCAGAUGCUGCAGCAGCAGCAGCAGCAGCAGCGCCAAACGCAGGAGAGAGUUCUUCUUCUUCGUCAGCAGCAGCAGCAGCAGCAGAACCUGCUGCUGCUGCUGCUGCUGCUGCUGCUGCUGCUGCAGAAACAGCAGCAGGUGAAGCAGCAACAGCAGCAGCAGCAGCAGCGCCAAACGCAGGAGAGAGUUCUUCUUCUUCGUCAGCAGCAGCAGCAGCAGCAGAAGCAGCAGCAGCAGCAACUUCUUCAGCAGAUCCAGUUGCAGCAGCAGAUGCUGCAGCAGCAGCAGCAGCAGCAGGUGCUGCUGCUGCUGCUGAGCUGCUGCAGCAGCAGCCGCAUCGUUUGUAUUCUCUCGCUCCACAAAGAGCAGCAGCAGAACAACCAGCAGCAGCAGCAGCAGGUGCUGCUGCAGCAGAGUCACCAGCAGCAGCAGGGGGGGAUGGAACAGCAACGUCAGCAGCAGCAGCAGCAGCAGCAGCAGCAACAGCAACAGCAGCAACAGCAGCAGCAGGAGAAUCCGAAGCAGAACGACUCCGUGCGUUUUUAGCUGCGCCUGAGCCUGCUGCUGCCUGCGGUGCUGUCCCCAGCAGCAGCAGCAGCAGCAGCAGCAGCAGCAGCAGCAAGUUGCUGCAGCUGCUGCAGCAGGACGGGGAGGACAGCAGCAGCAGCAGCAGCAGCAGCAGCAGCAGCAGCAGCAGCGCAUCGUUUCAGCAGCAGCAGCAGAAGCAGCAGCAUCAGCAGCAGCAGCAGCAGAAGCAGAAGCAGCAGCAUCAGCAGCAGCAGCAGCAGAGACAACAGACACAGCAGCGAUGA